Lycium ferocissimum is the source of this 1605-nucleotide messenger RNA. RefSeq names its product probable serine/threonine-protein kinase PBL7. Bases 370 to 1188 code for a protein of 272 amino acids. Gene Ontology annotation, molecular function: ATP binding; protein kinase activity. Lineage: Eukaryota; Viridiplantae; Streptophyta; Magnoliopsida; Solanales; Solanaceae. Gene Ontology annotation, biological process: protein phosphorylation. The transcript has 5 exons. The record is from RefSeq and is a predicted model, not a curated record.
AAGAAAAAGGGAUUUCUGUGAUGGGUUUGGUUUCCAUGUGGAGCAUCGAAACAGACUUCAAAGAAGAGGAAGAAGAAGAAAGAAUCGAACAAUUCAGUUCAAUUUGGUUCUGAAAAGUUUAAGGCUAAGAAUCUGUUAGGCUCAAAGGAGAAUAUUAAGGAUGGAGAGUCUGGUCAAAUUGCAGCCAAGACUUUUACAUUUCGUGAAUUAGCAGCUGCAACUCGAAACUUUCGUGGUGAUAUUCUUCUUGGAGAGGGAGGUUUUGGAAAAGUAUACAAAGGGCGGCUUGAUUCCAAUCAGAUUGUUGCCAUCAAGCAACUCGAUCGUAAUGGAUUGCAAGGGAACAGGGAAUUUCUUGUUGAAGUGCUGAUGCUAAGUCUUUUACACCAUCCUAACUUGGUAAAUUUAAUUGGCUAUUGCGCUGAUGGAGAUCAGAGACUUUUGGUUUAUGAAUAUAUGCCACUAGGAUCAUUGGAUGACCAUAUUCAUGAUCUUACGCCCGGUAAGCAAGUGCUUGAUUGGAACACGAGAAUGAGAAUUGCAGCUGGAGCAGCAAAAGGCUUAGAAUAUUUACACGACAGAGCAAGCCCACCUGUAAUAUACCGUGAUUUAAAAUGCUCCAACAUUUUGCUCGGUGAGGGGUAUCAUCCGAAGCUAUCCGACUUUGGAUUGGCCAAGUUGGGGCCAGUCGGAGAUAACACCCAUGUCUCUACUAGAGUUAUGGGUACUUAUGGGUACUGUGCUCCAGAGUAUGCCAUGACCGGUCAGUUGACUUUAAAGUCAGAUGUUUACAGCUUUGGUGUUGUCCUCUUGGAGAUCAUCACUGGAAGGAAAGCGAUUGAAAAUUCAAAAACUGGAGGGGAGCACAAUCUGGUUGCAUGGGCAAAACCGUUGUUCAAAGAUAAGAGAAAAUUCUCACAGAUGGCUGAUCCAAUGCUUCAAGGUCAAUAUCCAGCAAGAGGUUUGUACCAAGCUCUAGCAGUUGCAGCAAUGUGCGUUCAGGAGCAACCUAACAUGCGUCCGGUCAUAGCAGACGUUGUCACAGCUUUAUCUUAUCUUGCUGCACAAAAAAUUGACGGUGAUACUCAGGGAGUUCAAAACUUGCGCUGGACACCUGCUACUCCACCUAGAACGAAACGAGAUGGUGAUAAGCGACAAAAGGGUGGCAGUCAUGAACCUAGAUGGUGAUAGGAGACUGAACAAGUAAUAAUAUCAAGACACGUAGUUGAAGCUAGUUCAGUACAAACGACAAUCAAAUGUACCUCAAAACAAGUUCAAUCAGACGGAACUGUAUUGACAUGACCAUUGCCCAAAAUUUUGUACCUCGGAUUUCAGCCAGCUACGCGUAGCUUCCCUAAUAUUGAGCAUGUACUCACGUAUUUGAUCUGUGUUAGUGCAUUUUAUAUUUUUGCUCAUUUCUCGGUACCCUUGCAUAGCAUGGGAGGUUAUUUUUAUUGUAGAAGCAGGCAUGCCUUACGAUUUCCGUGUGCAAGUAUUGUAUUGUGAAAAGGCAAAUUAUGAUGUAUAAUUACAGAAUCGUGAUUGUAUUUAUAUUCUUUUUAGCCAUAAGAGAUGGUAUACAACUCCUUUGUGUUGUCUUGCUCA